UCUCCUUUUUUCCCAGCGCUCAAGUUUGCCGAGAAAGAAACCCUAGCUGUUUGCUUCUUUUCCAACAGUUCCUCUACGCCAUCGUUGUCGAAGAUUCUCUCUAGUCAAGAUGCAGAACGACGAGGGAGUCAUCACCGAGCUUUACAUUCCCCGAAAAUGCUCUGCCACAAACAGGCUCAUCACCUCGAAGGACCAUGCGUCCGUACAGGUCAAUAUUGGGCACCUUGACGAAAAUGGUGUCUACACCGGCCAGUUCACCACUUAUGCUCUCUGCGGCUUCGUCCGUGCCCAGGGUGAUGCUGACAGUGCAAUUGAUAGGCUCUGGCAAAAAAAGAAAACUGAACUCCGACAACAGUAGGAUUCGAUUGUCUGAUGAUGAGUUUUGUUUAGCUUUUAGUCAUAUGAACACUGAAAAUGUUUCUAUGUUUGUGCGGUUUUGGAUUUCUGGUUUGAUUGUAUUAGACCAUUGAGUUAUUGAAAUCUUAUUAAGUUUUGACUCA
Molecule: messenger RNA, 500 nt
Organism: Humulus lupulus (European hop)
Lineage: Eukaryota; Viridiplantae; Streptophyta; Magnoliopsida; Rosales; Cannabaceae
Product: small ribosomal subunit protein eS21y-like
Exons: 3
Coding region: 110-358 (82 amino acids)
Biological process (GO): endonucleolytic cleavage in ITS1 to separate SSU-rRNA from 5.8S rRNA and LSU-rRNA from tricistronic rRNA transcript (SSU-rRNA, 5.8S rRNA, LSU-rRNA); endonucleolytic cleavage to generate mature 3'-end of SSU-rRNA from (SSU-rRNA, 5.8S rRNA, LSU-rRNA); translation
Cellular component (GO): ribosome; cytosolic small ribosomal subunit
Molecular function (GO): structural constituent of ribosome
Source: RefSeq, a predicted model, not a curated record